This is a messenger RNA of Aspergillus neoniger CBS 115656, 1665 nucleotides long. Its product is annotated as fungal specific transcription factor domain-containing protein. NCBI's taxonomy places the organism in Eukaryota, Fungi, Ascomycota, Eurotiomycetes, Eurotiales, Aspergillaceae. Bases 1 to 1665 code for a protein of 554 amino acids. The transcript has 7 exons. Gene Ontology annotation, molecular function: zinc ion binding; DNA binding. Gene Ontology annotation, biological process: DNA-templated transcription. The record is from RefSeq and is a predicted model, not a curated record.
AUGGCCUCGCAGCUGACCACUAUCUUUGGCCCAAACCCCAACAUCUCUUUCUUCCCUGAGCGACGGGUUCGCGCCAUCAAUGAAAUACGCGCGGUGUCAUAUAUACAACGACACCUGGGCACCGGAAAGAUCCAAGUCCCGAGUCGUGACAUUAUCGACGGACACAUUUCUGGUACCUGCGCCUUGACUGACCUCUUCUAUUCUCUUGCUGGCAAUAAUAACCCUCUUGCAGCCUACUUUGACUCGAUACAUCCGAUCUAUCCAUUUCUUUGUCCAGAUACCUUUCGUGCGCGUGUAGCGUCGCAGGAUUUGGUCCAAUCACUAGGAACAGAUAAGGUUUGGGCAGCACUAUUCUACGCAAUAGUGGCGAUUGGGUGUCAGAACAAUGAAGGAGGAAGCUUUGAUACUGGUGUGGGGGAAGCCUGGUCAUACUUCGAACGGUCGUUGUCAUGUUUCCAGGAUCUCCUCUUCGGAAGAGGCUCAUUGACUGCAGUCCAAGCCAUAUUUUCAUCGACGGUGUCUGCGUUCAACUUCGAACCCUUAAUGCUAACAGAGGCUGCCGUUAUGGCACAAGGUUUAGGGUAUCAUCGUUCGAAUAGUGCACAAGAAGGUCCGUGCCGUCGCACGUUCUGGGUGCUCUACUAUAUGGAGAAGACGUCCUGCUUUGCGACUGGUAAAACUUCGGUAUUGGAUGAUGCCAACAUAAGCUGUGCAAUUCCCGAUAUGAUGGAGUCCACUUUCCACGACUAUGACUGGUUCUUUAACUUCGUCAAAUAUGCCCGUCUAGUCUCCAAGAUUCACCAAUCUCUCUUCACAAUCAGCUCGGUUAGUCAGCCGCUGUCCAACUAUAAUUCUGUGGUUGAGAGCCUACGUAUAGAAUUGGAAGCCUGGCGCGCGACCAUUCCGACCCGGUUUCGGCCAGGCGAAAAAUUCAAAACUCGUUCUUUGCACGAGCCCCUGGCGGUCCAAAUUGCUUUGAUUACCCACUUCCUUUAUUUGAACGCUCUCCUUACACUGUCGUGGACCGUCCUUCACUAUGGAGCCGUCCAUUUGGGGUCAACACAACAAGAAAUUAUGAAGCGCGACUUGAUGCGGACUGCUCGAAGUGUCCUGGAGCUCACCGUGCACAUCGAGGUAGCGCCUUCCACACCGGUCUGGAUACUCGCUGUCUUGCCACUAUCAUCGCUGAUGAUCUUAUUCGACCUGGUGGUCCACAACGCCAACCACCCGGAAACUGGUCUCAGCCUCGCUCUUCUCGACAUCGCCGGCGGGCACUUUAGUAGGCUAGAAUAUGCCAGCAAUGGUGCCCUUCCGGGAUCUCUAAUAGCAGUUUGCCCAUCUUGCUCAGACUCCAAUGAGAGUAGCAUUUCAUUUCAGGCUCAGGACCGGGUAGGAACCUCUCCGUCCGCGCCAGAACCCACAACCAGUGUCGCCCCCGCAGAUCCAACGGGGCUGGUUGCGCCGGCGGUGCUCCCGCAGGGGCCAGAACCUGUCGCUUCAGAAGCUCCCGGGGUCAUGCAACCUUGGAGCCCUGCUUCUCUUGAUCGGAGUGAAGCGCUUUUCCUGCCUUAUAUCGACGAUCCAACUUACUAUUUUGGGGAUUUGCAGUUGCUUGGUAUCGAUUUAAAAGAUCUGUUUGACCAUUCAUACAGUUACCAGGAGUGA